This is a messenger RNA of Dermacentor andersoni, 3296 nucleotides long. RefSeq names its product organic anion transporter 3-like. The record is from RefSeq and is a predicted model, not a curated record. Gene Ontology annotation, biological process: transmembrane transport. Gene Ontology annotation, molecular function: transmembrane transporter activity. NCBI's taxonomy places the organism in Eukaryota, Metazoa, Arthropoda, Arachnida, Ixodida, Ixodidae.
UGUGCAAGUGAGGGCCGCGCAGUUCGCGCAUGACUUGGUGCUGAGAAACUGAAUAGGCCUCGCCGCUAGCAGCGGCACAAGGCGUGUGUGGUUUCACCACCUGCAGUCUCGUUUCAGGGGAUGUGGGCUGCCGCCGUCGCCGCUGUUAAGCCGUCGGAAACGUUCACUCCCACGAGUGUCUAGUACCGAAGAACGAAGUGGAUCGCUCACGUGACAGUGAGGGGCGACCAUGGAGUUCGAGAAGGUUCUGCGCGAAAUUGGAGGCUAUGGCCUCUUUAACAAGACCAUCGUCACCGCAGCGCUGAUGCUGUCCGCAUGGCACGCGACACUUUGCUACUUCGGUCAAGUGUUCAUCCACAUCACGCCAGCCAGCCAGUGGUGCUUCCUCAAUUACACCGGCGACGGCUCGACACCACCCGUGGACUUAGAGCAGCUUCCCCGAGGCCGCUGCCAGAUACUCCGGCAACAACCCGAUGGCCAAUACAGUAGCAAUGAUUCGGCGGUCACUGACAGCGGCAGCGAGUGGAUCACCUGCCCCACGAGAUGGUACUACGACAACAACGAGAUAUACACCACUGUCACCAUGGAGAACCAGUGGGUGUGCGGAGACAGCUGGAAGAUGUACGCCGUCCACACAGCAUACUUCACUGGGUCCAUAGUCUCCUAUUUAUUGUCUGGAUUCCUUGCCGACAGAAUAGGCAGGAAGAAGACAGUAAUCCUAGUCAUGCUCAUCGGAGCCACCGGAAACUUGCUGGGGACAUUCUUUCCCACUUUCACAACUUUCCCGAUUUGGAGGUUUCUGACGUCUAUGGGAUCUGACACUGUAUGCACCACCAUUUACGUCAUCGCCCUGGAGUACACGGUGAAGGAGAGGCGGACGCUCGUCGCCUUCCUGUGGGCUAUCAACUGGUCUGUGCUGGCCACUGCGCUGCCUUGGUACACUUAUCUCAUUCAGAGCUGGAGGGGCCUCCUUAUCACCAACACCGCUGUCGACGCUGUCCUGCUUCUGUCCCUCUGGUGGCUUCCAGAGUCUUCUGGAUGGCUGCUCUCCGUUGGCAAGAAGAAGAAGGCCCUCCAGACGUUUCAGAAAAUUGCCCGAUUCAACGGGAAGGAAGUCAGCGAGGAGCGCCUCAACGAACUAUUACAGGACCCAGCGUCCAAAGAUCCCCAGGGCAACGACCAAAAACAGAAGACCGGAUUCUGGAAGACAACGGUCGCAGUGGUCAAGUAUCCCAGGCUACGCAAGAUAGUCAUUCUAUCGUAUCUUGGUUGCUUUAUCGUGUGUCUGUGCUACAACUCGAACGCUCUCGGCCUGGGCCGAUUGGGGCUCAACCUGUACGCCAUCUACUCGAUCGCCAUCGCCUUCGAGAUGCCCGUCAACAUCCUGUGCAUCACGGCGCUGGAUAUCCUGGGCCGGCGUUGGCCCAACGCUGGGUUCAUGCUGCUCGGAGGAGCCGUGUGCCUGCUCAUGGCCAUCGUGCGAACUGAGAACCAGACCUGGACGUUGGUGAUGGGCGUCAUCUCGAUGAUGUCUUUCGCUGGAGGCUACAACAUCACGUUCCAAACAUCGUCGGAGCUGUAUCCCACCGUGAUCCGCGGUCGCAUUCUCUUCCUUCAGCGCCUCGUUGGCGACAUCGGCAGCCUCCUUGGAGCGCAAGUCGCGUCCUUGACCGAGUACGACAAGUACCUGCCCAUGAUGGUGAUGGGUGUGUUGAGCCUGAUCGCCGGUGUGCUGCUCUUCUGCCUACCCGAAACCCUCAACCAGGCGCUGCCUCAGAGCAUCGAAGACAGCGAGAACUUCGCCCUGGGGCAGUCGUUCUGCUUCUGCCCGCUCGUGUCCGCGCGAAGGAACCGCCGCAGGGCACGCCAGACAGAAGCAAAUGGAAUGGAGGCUAAAUCCUCACCCAACAACAGCGUUUUGCAAGCACGCUUGUGAAGUUAUCUAAUCAAUGAAGCCGUCGGGGCCAGCAAGGAUGAAACAGGCGCCAAACGAUAGCCAGAACGCCCGGUUACCGAGUCUUCACCGCUCGACGACGUCAGGGUGUGCUUUAAUUUAAAACACGUGCCAACUGACCAAAGAUGACUGCUAAGAAUGACUGAAGAUAUCCUGAAAUUAGCUUCUUCCUUUUUCCGGAUGUUUCACCAGGAGGUAGUUCUUUCUUUUUCUUUUUUGAUUGGCGGAAAUCGUAAGCCGUCACUGACUUCGGCAGCGCUGUUUGUGUGGCAGAAUCCCGGAUCGGGUAAAACGGAACACAUUCCGAUAACAAGUGCAGAGUCGAGAAAAAACUGACAAGAAAUCUGCGCCGUCGUCACACGUACGUCUAGCCGAGCAUAGCUGGCAUUGCGUAUGCAUUGCGAAUGCUGCCACGUGCUGACCUUGCUUGAAUGAUAAAGGUCGCUGUGAAAAUAGAAGAUGCAAAGCCGCCGACACCAAGAGGCGGUUACACAUCGCUGAAAGGUUCUUCAGGACUAUUUUACUUCUACCAAACAUGAAUCCGCUCGCACGUGUAACUGGUGUGCUUUCUCAAGGAGCCGUUGUUUACGACGGAAAGAAUGAGCACACGUGCGAAAUGAAGGGGACCAGACACGCUGCGAGCACGUCACAUCAGGGACUCAUCAGGCUGCGAGUGAAAACACCUUGACAAGGCCACACGCCCGUCUCUCUUUCUUCCUCGUCGCUGUUCGGCCCAUCGCCGGUUGGCAGCGUCUGAUGACGCGCAUCGUGAUUUCGUUCGACUCAGCACAAACGUCACGAAGCUGCUGCGACGCGCAUGUCUUCGUCAUCGUGCUGAAUCGUACAGCUCUCAGCCGCAGCCUUCUAAAAGCCUACAAGUGGCAGUCCCAGCCAAACAAAAGAAUCUUGUGCCGUGCCAAAUGUUUUGUGACUAAAAGCAAGCCCGUACCUUCGAAACGAUGGGCUGCUUUCUUCUUGGCCAUUGGUGGAGUGAGAAAAAAGAAAGAAAAAUAGCUGUGGUCACGCCAACGUACCUAACAUGCAAUCUAUCUUUGGUGGUGUUAGUUAGAAAUCGCACUCAAAAAAGCACGAGAGCCUUUUCCAUUUCUCUUUCUUUUUUAAUUUAAACUAAAGGGUGGAGAACGGGGAGCAGAUGGGAUACUUACCAUGUGUUGGAAAUGUUUAUGUCUCGAGAAUCUUCAAAAAGAGCCCGGCUUGGAAGACAUUUAUUCUUUCCAGUGUGAAUUUUGCUUUGUCGUGUCAUUUUGUUCUCGUUUUUGAUAUUGUUCACGUAUCCGCUAGUGAAUUUUAUUACAUAAAAUGCCUUUUUAAUGACUCUUUA